Messenger RNA from Lathyrus oleraceus (garden pea), 2180 nucleotides. RefSeq names its product transcription factor GTE7. Lineage: Eukaryota; Viridiplantae; Streptophyta; Magnoliopsida; Fabales; Fabaceae. The transcript is spliced from 3 exons. The record is from RefSeq and is a predicted model, not a curated record. Gene Ontology annotation, molecular function: protein binding. The coding region runs from base 255 to 1865 and encodes 536 amino acids.
UUCUUCAUCGCUCAGAUUCGAGUAAGAGAAAUUUCAAACCCUAAAAGUUACCCUUUUCAUAUUUUGGGUUUUUCUCAUUCGAUCUUGACCUGUGUUUUCAUCGCCGGCGCGUGGAACCUUCAACCGCGCGUGAAUCAUCCAACGGCGCGUGGCCUUUACUUCACCGCUGACUUAUGCUUUGUUCGAGCCGCAUUUGGAAAUUCAUGCCGGAAUUUCGCCGGAGUCUUAUCAGACGGCCUUGAUUUUACACUUCCAUGGCUUCCGCUGUUCUAUCCAACCGGAACGAACCUAAUUGGCCACAACAUAGAAGCAGUGGAGCAGGAUUCAUGGGGAAAACACCUUUCUCUAACUCUAACCCUAACCCUAACUUCAAACCUAAAUUAGGAAACAGCAAGAGGACGCAAUCAGCUUCCGAUGAUGCUUCUUCCAUCAACCGCAGAACGAAUGAUUUGAAUCACUCUCAACACGUGACCUUUAACGUGGCGUCGUACUCGAAGAAUGAGCUGAGCGAACUCAAGCAUCGUCUUGCUUCAGAGCUUGAGCAGAUUCGUAAUCUUAAGAAUCGAAUUGAGUCCGGUGAGUUUCAUCCUCAGAGGAAAUCGACGAGCAAGAAGGUUUCUGGUAACAAGCGUCCCGUGCAGCUGAUUCCGACAAAGGAUUUUAAGCGAUCAAGUUCAGAGAUUGAGGGAUUGAUGAAGGGUUGCGGACAGGUUUUGCAGAAACUGAUGAAAACCAAACAGGCAUAUUACUUCAAUGCUCCGGUCGAUGUUGUGGGAAUGAAUCUUCAUGAUUACUACGAUAUAAUCAAGCGACCAAUGGAUCUAGGUACAGUGAAGUCGAAUCUCUUGAAGAACAUUUAUGCAACGCCAGCUGAAUUUGCUUUUGAUGUGAGAUUAGCAUUCAACAAUGCACUGACUUAUAACCCUAAAGGCCACGUUGUGAACACAGCUGCAGAACAGCUUUUAGCUAGGUUUGAAAAACUUUAUGGUCCAUUACAUCGGAAAUAUGAAGAAUGUCUAAAUCAUGAUCACCAUUUCGAAGAGGAAUUGCAAGCUAGUUCUUGGAACCAUGUUGAGCCACCAGAAAGGGUUAAGAAGAAGAGGGAGAAUCCGAAUACAGUUCCUCCUGCAGAAUACCACCAUCCAGAGCCACCUCAGCCCCUUGCAAGUUCUUCCAAACCUCCCGUGGAACAACCUCCAAUGAUGCAGUCUCCAGUGCGAAUGCGCACACCGUCGCCAUUGCAAGUCACUCCAGUGAAACCUUUGAAGCAGCCAAAACCAAAGGCCAGGGACCCUAACAAAAGGGAUAUGAAUCUUGAGGAGAAACAGAAAUUGGGAAUUGGCUUGCAGAGUUUGCCAUCAGAGAAAAUGGAACAGGUUGUACAGAUCAUUAGGAAGAGGAAUGGGCAUUUGGAGCAGGAUGGCGAUGAGAUUGAGCUUGAUAUUGAGGCUGUUGACACUGAGACUCUAUGGGAACUUGAUCGAUUAGUGACUAACUGGAAGAAGACUAUGAGCAAGAUCAAGCGGCAAGCACUAAUGGACAAUGUGAAUAACAAUGUGGCUUCAAACAAUGACAAUGGGCAAGUACCUGCUAGUGAGAAGGUUGAUGAAGUGCCACCUGUUGAGGCAAAGAAGUCAAAGAAAGCUGAAGCAGGGGAUGAGGAUGUUGACAUUGGGGAUGAUAUGCCAAUGAGUGUGUUUCCCCCUGUGGAGAUUGAGAAAGAUAAAGAUGUUGUCGUUGGAGGCCGUGCAAGUAGUAGUUCGAGUAGCUCAAGCAGUUCAGGCAGUGAUUCCUCUUCAUCUAGUGAUUCAGAUUCAGGGAGUUCCUCUGGGAGUGAUUCUGAAGCAGACAAUGGGCACUUAUAGCAAGAUGUGGCUUUAGAAACUAAUAAGUGUGUAGGCAGAUGAAGAGUGUUUUUUGAAGGUCUCAGUGAUCUUCAGGCGUUGUGAUCAUUGUUUGUUGGUUCAGUUUGGGAGCAGAUUAUGGUGCUCGAGGAGUCGUGGUGUGAUGAUGUAAAAAUGAAAGGCAAGUGAAUCAACGCAAAUUGUAGGCCAGAAAGUAGACUGAAAGAUUAGGAAUAGAAUGGACUAGUGUUUUUUUGUUUCUAGUUUAACUUGUACACAUAUUAAAGUAAAUAGAUGACUCAUCUUAUUUUAAAAAGUCAUUUGUGCAUUUGUUUA